Messenger RNA from Aspergillus steynii IBT 23096, 1627 nucleotides. Its product is annotated as BAG family molecular chaperone regulator. Bases 361 to 1515 code for a protein of 384 amino acids. NCBI's taxonomy places the organism in Eukaryota, Fungi, Ascomycota, Eurotiomycetes, Eurotiales, Aspergillaceae. Gene Ontology annotation, molecular function: protein-folding chaperone binding. The record is from RefSeq and is a predicted model, not a curated record. The transcript has a single exon.
CGGACUAAUAACGUAGACCGCUAGAACGCGUCUGACUGCCAGUCAUUCCCCGCCAAUUGAUCCAUAAUUCUGGUCCCGUCGAGUGUUUUCUUCAUAGUUCCACCCAGAAGAAGUGGCGGUCUCUGUUUAGUUCGUCCUGCGUCUUUCCGGGGAAUUGCGGCAAAAAGAGGAAAAAAAAAAAAAAAAAAAAAAAAAAAGAGGAGGCUCUCUCCGCCUUGUUUGCGGCCAGAUUGGCGUGACCUCAGCAGAAAAAAAAAGAGGAUCUCCGGAAGUCGGAUUCCUUUUUAAUUUUCCUCUCUUCUUCGUUCUUCCUUUCUUUUCUUUCUCUCCCAACCUCCCCCCUCUUCCCCUCCCAAAUCCAUGACCCAUUUGUUAUCGCAGGUCUCUCAGUCCUCUCUGGGCGAGACGUGUGCCUUCUAUUUGGAUUAUAUUGCAGGCAACGUCCCCCCGUCGCUGCGCUCGUUGCAGCAUAAAUUUGUCACCAACACCCUUGCUCCGCACCCGCACUGGAUCGCCGACCUUCGUCACGUCUUCGCCGCCGACCAACACCGCGCCACCCUCGUCGUCGUCACUCUUCUUCUCGCCAGUGCCAUCGCCGCCGUGGUCAUCAUGUCGUGGCGCAGCCGCUUCACCAACCUUUGGCCGUCUCGGUCCCCUUACCCGCACGUCAGCGAAAGCGAUUAUAGCUACAUCUCGCCGGAUCAGAUCGUCGAGCCGCCCUCCCGCGCGUACGACGACCAGGACAACGAGCCCGAUACCCUGCUGCUGAAGCACCGUAAGAACACCUACGAGCUGCGAUUCCCCGCGUACGCGAUCAACGACGGCGUGCUCAGCGUGGGCCAGCUGAGACAGCGGGCCGCGGAGGUGACGCAUGCCCCGGACCCGAAACGAAUCAAGUUGCUUUAUAAGGGGAAGCUGCUGGGCGACGAUUCGCUGCCCUGUCGGUCAGAGGGACUCAAGCAGGACUCCGAGGUAUUCUGCGUCGUGUCGGAGGUGCGCCCGGGCGAGAGCACGCCCAGCGACCUGUCUGACGCCGAGGUCGAGAAGUCCGCCGUGGGAGGAGAUGCGUCCGAGACACCCGAGAAGAGGAAGCGCAAUCGCAACCGGAACAAGAACAAGAAGGGCAAGGGCAAGAAUAAGGACAAGCGCACCGGCGAGCCCGGCCCCGUGCCCCCGGCAGUCGAUCAGCCGAAACCUUCGUCCUCGGGAAUGCCACCCCCGGCGCCCAACCUGAAGGCCCUCCCUACCGCGAUCGAGCAGGUCUCGGCGCUGGCCGGGUAUUUCUACACGGAGCUGGCUCCCCUGUGCGAGGCCUACAUCGCCAGCCCGCCGACGGAGCAGAAGGCGCGCGAUUUCGAACACAAGAAGCUGAGCGAAACCAUCAUGGCGCAAGUGUUGUUGAAGGCGGACGGCAUCGAACCGGACGGCCAGGAAGACACUCGCAAUGCGCGCAAGGCGUUGAUCAAGGAAACGCAGUCGGUCCUCUCAAGACUGGAUCAAGCAGAGAAGUCAUAACCCUCGGGGCCAUAUCAUGAUAGACCUAUUGGCAUGAACCGUUAUCGGUGUCAUGUUUCCUGUAUAUUUGAAAGAAUCUAUGCCCAGAGUUGCUUUAUUUACUCUUUUCCAU